UGUUGUUGUAAGCUUGGAAUAACUUGAGGAUAAAGUCAAGUAUGUUUAGGAGAAUCUAAAUAUACAUGAGAUAAGGAUUAGUAUGUCUUAAGAGAGAUAUGUUUGUGUAGACUUUUCCUAUUAUGUUUUGGUUUUGGUGUUGUCCUCUAUAUAAGGAGGUGCUAGUUUGUAGCACAACUUGUGUGUUGAGAGGCUUAAGGUUUUGAGAUAGUUUCCUUGAGAUUAAUAAGAGAGCAAUUCUUAUUAAAAUACUUGUGUUUUGUUCUUGUGUUCUGUUCUUGAAUCCACAUAACAGAGAACUUCAACAAGCAUGUCUAGUCUUCUUGAUCAGAAUGUCGAACAGGCAGAAGAAGAUCCUAUGGAACCAGACGAUACUCGUGAAAAGGGUCAAUCUGAAAUUUCAUCCAAUCAAGACGAAGCUACUAAAGAUAUUCAUGGAGAAGGUUCACUGUCUAAAAAUUUGGAGUCGGUACAUGGCAAAAAAGCUGUAUCCAGAUACAAUUCAGCUCUUGACAUGAUACUGAAGUCCCUCUGUAACAUUAAAGUUCUUAAAGAAGAUUUGGUGCACAAUCGGCAACCAUUUUCUGACAACCAAGUUCCGUCUGCACUACGUAGUUUCUUUUCUGCGUUUGUCUCGGAGCAGAUAAAAGAAGAGGAACUCUAUAGGCACUUACUGUCCAACUUGCUUGCUUCCCUAGAAAAAGAAUUUCAUUCCCUGUCAAGUGAUGGUGCUGAGGUACUCGUCGCCAUCCUCGAGUUUUGUCAUUGGUGGAAAAUUCAAGAAGGAGAAAGCUUGGUAACUCGCCUUUUUACGUUGGAGGUAUAUGAAAGAAUGAGUUGUAAAAAAUGCAGAAGGAAGCCAAAUCAUCCAGAGCAAAGUUCUUAUGGAAUCGUUAUGCCUGCUGAUUCUAUCAGAGACUUAAAGAGUGCUCUUGGGAAUAUAAAGUUUGAAGACAUCCUUAAAAUGAUCCGCAUGGAAGAUAAAAUGAUAUGUGAUGUUAGAACAGGAGGCUGUGGAGAGACAAACUUUGUCCACCACACUAUCAGUAGAUGCCCACCUAUCUUCACAAUUGGGCUGGAAUGGGAGAAGAAUGAAACUGAAAAAGAAAUAUCUGAAACAACAAAGUCUUUGGAGUGGGAGAUAGAUAUCAGCAGGCUAUAUGAAGGCUUAGAACCAAACACCAAGUACCGGCUUGUGUCAAUGAUUGGUUGUGGUGAAGAAGAAAAAUACAUUUGCAUGGCUUAUAAAAAGAACCGGUGGGUCAGUCUCACACAUGAAGCUAAAAUAGAAGAGGUUGUUGGUAACUGGGAGAGUGUUGCCAGAUUAUGUGGGGAAAGGAAGGUUCGUCCAGAGAUUCUGUUUUAUGAAGCUGUUCAAUGGCCUAACAAGUGAAUAGAACAGUAUGGGGGAACUGAAGUUUGCUACUUACACUAACUAUGUUUGCGAAUAUUAUUUAUUUUCUUUAGUUUGAUGGGAUGAUUUCUCCAGGUUCGAACCAUGGUUUUUAUAAACUGACCCCUAUAUAUGAUCUUAUCGUACAACAAAAAAAAGGCAUAAUCGAACGAUUUGGAAGCUC
Molecule: messenger RNA, 1577 nt
Organism: Camelina sativa (false flax)
Lineage: Eukaryota; Viridiplantae; Streptophyta; Magnoliopsida; Brassicales; Brassicaceae
Source: RefSeq, a predicted model, not a curated record